Messenger RNA from Scomber scombrus (Atlantic mackerel), 4071 nucleotides. RefSeq names its product limb and CNS expressed 1 like (gene lix1l). Gene Ontology annotation, cellular component: cytoplasm. Lineage: Eukaryota; Metazoa; Chordata; Actinopteri; Scombriformes; Scombridae. The coding region runs from base 161 to 1240 and encodes 359 amino acids. The record is from RefSeq and is a predicted model, not a curated record. Gene Ontology annotation, biological process: autophagosome maturation. The transcript has 6 exons.
UGUGAUGUGUCGACUGAACCUCGGCUGACUACUUCUUUCGGCUCUGAUUGAUAAAAACCAACGACACUUUGUGCUUUCAGCCCUCAAAGCCCGUUUUCUGAGCCUGAACCCGUCACAGAUUUGAACCAGACCCGGACUACACAGACGUGACGCUGGGACAAUGGAGUCUAACGUGAUCCAGGACAGUAUCCGCCCUCAGAGGCUGCAGCCGGGGAUUGGAUUCGGUUCAGUACCGACCGGGACCCUCCGCUCCUCCUCUCUCCGGCCCGGGGUUACGGUCCCCAUCGCGCCACUGCUGCCCUCCCCGGCCUCCUUGGCCGCCUCCUCCGGGCCUCCUCCUCCUCCGCCACCGCUGCAGCUCCACAGCCUGUACGGAGGCAUCGGCAUCGGCGCCGGGCUGGGGCCGGGGGCCGGCGGCCACUGCAACCCGGGGAACCCGGCGGUGCUGAAGGAGGCGGUGGAGGCUGUGGUCCGCAGCUUCGCUAAACACACGCAGGGCUACGGCAGAGUAAACGUGGUGGAAGCUUUACAGGAGUUUUGGCAGAUGAAGCUGACCAGAGGGGCCGACUUGCGGAACGGAGCUCUCGUUGUUUAUGAAAUGGUCCCAUCCAACAGCCCACCGUAUGUUUGCUAUGUUAGUCUUCCAGGAGGCAGCUGCUUUGGAAGUUUCCAGUUCUGUCCCACCAAGGCAGAGGCAAGACGCAGCGCUGCCAAGAUUGCUCUCAUGAACUCUGUUUUCAAUGAGCAUCCCUCUCGUCGCAUCACAGACGACUUCAUCGAGAAGAGCGUCAGUGAGGCUCUGGCCUCCUUCAAUGGAAACAGAGAAGAGGCGGACAAUCCUAACACAGGGAUAGGGGCAUUUCGCUUCAUGCUCGAGUCCAACAAAGGAAAAUCAAUGCUGGAGUUUCAGGAGCUGAUGACUGUUUUCCAGCUUCUGCACUGGAACGGAAGCCUGAAAGCCAUGAGAGAACGACAGUGUUCCCGACAGGAAGUGCUGGCUCACUAUUCCCACCGGGCUCUGGAUGAUGACAUGCGCACUCAGAUGGCUGCCGACUGGGUGAACCGGGAACAGAGCGUCGCGGGCGCAGUCGGCCAGGAGCUGGCCUCCACAGAGCGAGAACUGGAGGAGGCCAGACUGGCGGGCAGAGAACUGCGUUUUUACAAGGAGAAGAAAGACAUCCUGAUGUUAGCUGUGGGCCAACUCAAUGCAGCCAACACUGCCACUCUGCCCUCACACUAAACACGCCGUCCGUUGCGGAAACAUGCCUUCACACUCCGUAGGAUUCCUGGUAACAGUAUUGAUCGCGUCAUAGAUAUAAAGGUGAUUCUUCUGAACUUAUACGUUUUAUAUCUCGUGUGUUGUUAUGAGGUCCAGGUAAUCAGGCCUUGAUUUACAGUAUGCACGUCCGUCCGUAAAAACAAGCACUUGCCGCCAUAGCCGUUACCUCUUUGUGCCUAGUGAAUACAGGAUGUCAGUGCUUCUUUCAAAUUACCUGUACAUACACUCGGCAUACCAGCUGACUGUUUUUUUUUUUUCAUGGUUACAUAUCUAUUUCCUCAAAGUAGACCUACAGAAACAAAGCCUGCCUUUCAUUGGUGAAUGUAAGGGACAUAUGACCCAUCAAACCAAACCAGAUUUAAGGAUUAAUCAUUCUGAAGUCAGACAAGCGUGUUUCAUUAAUGUUUUUGUGUGUGUUUAUACUUACAUCUAGUAUUCUGGACUCAUGAUGGUGAAAAUAAUGGACCCUGUGUCUAUUAAUAGAGCAAAUAACUAAAUAUAAUACUACAUAAACUGCAAAAACUUCAAUGACUUGGAUAAAGGAUCUUACUGAAUAUGAACACAACUCGAUCAGGUCAUGUUAAGCCUGUUGUACAAAGAAUAUUGUGUUUGGAAAUUGAAGCAUCUAAUAACUUCAGAAUUUCAGUGCGAAUAGAAACACUUAUUGGCUUGUGUAAUAAUUUGUGGGUACUUGGCAAAGAUGUCAGCAGGUGACUGACCGCUCUGACAGCAGCUCAGGUAUCUCAAACAUCGGACCAUCGCUCUGUUUUCUAUCUUAUUUUGUGUGUGUGUGUGUGUGUGUGUGUGUGAAGGCUUCUGAAAACUAUCUCAGCAUUCGUCGUGCGCUCGGCGAGCAUGACACUCGCAGAAUGUAUAUUUCUUUUCAGUGCGCUCUCAGCUAAAAGGACCUAAAAAGUGACGCUGUUAAACAUUUAGACUAUUGAAUUACUCCUGAUUGUGUUUGUCAUGUGCUUCAGCUAGAAGGAACCGUAGACUAAAAGGUAGAAGGAGAUGUCAACAGAAAGUCCAAGCUGCACGAUUGUGAGUUGAAGAACCUUUCUGUUAAAAUGAAGUUGAUUCAUUGUGUGUGACUCAUUGCAGUCGAUACAUAACAGCACUUGUGGUUUAUGUUGGAGUUUUUUGGAGAUACUAGAAGCAGUGAUUGGUUGUGAGCAGUGCUAGUGUACAUUCAUGGGCUAAAAACAAUAGUAUGUAAGUUGCACUUAACACCUUCCAAAUAUUUUUAUGUUGAAGGACCUGAUUUCAUUCAUACUGUAAAUGUGAUAUCUUUUUAUUUCUCUGUCUAUCUAAAAUGUACUUUAAUGCAUUCAUUAAGGAUGAAGGCAUUUCAGUGAGUAGCCUUUUAAAGACCCCAUGCGUUGAAAGUGAGAGUUUGAAUCGUAAUGUGUGGCUCUGGGUGGAAGGAAAUGUGGGGCAGCGUUAUGCAAGUUAAACAGCAGGAGGGAUCACGCUGCUGCUGAGUGCUGGAUUAUCAACAUCAGAAACUCAUUACACAAAAUAUGAGGAGACGGCAAAUAAAAAAAACAAAGAAUUUUGAAAGAAGAAUGAUUAAAGCCAGACCAAUUUUAUUGUUUUAUUGCUGUAUCUCUUCCACGGGAUCAUCGUGCCUUUAUUAAAAUUGGUAGCAUGCAAUAUUAAGACACGUUAAAAAGAAUCCUCAGAGGUUUCAUUUCAUUUAAUGGGGUCUUUAAAAGACGCCUAUACUCAAUUUUACAAAGUCUUUUGUCAUUUUAUGUAAAGGUAAUGUUAUAGAUCACAUGCUAUAUUGUUACAGUACCUUAAUAUGUUACACGACAUUAGAUUAUGAAGGAUUUAAUAAAUCUUACUACCUUUGUUAUACAUUUAUAAUCUUUAUAUAGCGUUGGUUUGGUACUCGGCUUGCAAAAUCUGUGUGCGGCACCUGUAAAAAAAAUGUUUGCAAGUAAUUUUAAAAAAACAACCCUGCACCUCUUAUUAAAUACUGAAAUGUUAAAAUAGCCCCACUGAUAACAAUUCUUAAAAAAUACAUUGCAACAUGCUCAACUCACAAUCUGCCAUGAAAACUGGGUGCUAGAUCUUUAAAGUAGCAGAUAAUGGAAAAGAAAGACAAGGACAUCAUUACAAAUAGACUUUUCUAAUUGCCACAAUUAAAAAAAAAAAAAAAGUCUAUUUGAAGUGUUUUUCUAUUCUUUCUUUCCCCAUUAGUAACAGACCAUUUAACUGGUAAAAUGACCUCACUAUUCUGCAGCUCCAUUAUCUCACAUUUUCCUUGUAACUUGUGUUUACUUCAUUUUACGUAUUGAACACUACAGCUCCCAAAAUCUCAGCUGCAGAUACGUUAUCUGAAUUCAUCACUGUCUGUAUCGUCCUUUGAACCAAUUUCAUGUCCAACUUGGGAACUUACUGUACUGCCAGUGCAGUCACGCUAAAGCUGAAAUGUAUUCAUUGAGAAAAACGGAGAAAAAAAGGUAUUUCAAUGAGCUUGUUAUAGGAAUGAGGCCGGAGAUCUUGAAUUUUGUGUAUUUUGUGUUUUUCUCCUAAUUUAGAUGCUUAUUAUGUGACUUUUGACCACAAGCCAUUAAUCUCUGAGCUCUCCUCUUAUAAAUGCCUUUGACAUUUCUUUGUGAUCAUUGUUAAUGAAGGCUUUUUUUUAAACAAUGUGUUUUUGCUAUCCAUUUUAUAUAUAAAUACUUGGGCUCUUCAUCUUUUGGCUUUGAUGCAUGAUGUGUUGAUUAAGUUCUGUUUUUAUAUGUUUCAUAUUAUAUACAGUAUUGUUUUAUAAGUGUUCCUCA